Molecule: messenger RNA, 1653 nt
Organism: Dovyalis caffra
Lineage: Eukaryota; Viridiplantae; Streptophyta; Magnoliopsida; Malpighiales; Salicaceae
Source: the annotation of a GenBank genome assembly
AUGCAGCAAAAACUCCAAAUUCUCAAGCUCUAUAAAAAAUCCCUCUCUCCUAAACCCCUCCAAGCCAAUCACUCACUACUCAAACACCUAUGCACCCUGACCGAGUUAACUCUCUUCCGGGACUCACCCAACUCUCCCCAGCCCCACCCUUCUAUCCUCCCAACAUGGCUCCGUAGCAACCAAAAACCAAUCGACGCAAAUUUGGCUAUUUCUUCACAUGCCAACUGCUACAAAAAUCCCAACAUCGAAUCCCACAAAAACAUUGCUAGUCUCUCGCGGCUGUUGGAAACAAACGAUAGCGAUGUGCAUAAAGUGGGCGAAAUCCUAAGGAAAUACUACUCAUCUGAGGAUGCUGUUGUUAAAGCGUUGAGUGAGACUGGUAUCAAUGCAACACAUGAUAUGGUUUCGCAGCUUUUGAAGAGAUUUAGCAAUCAAUGGUUCGUGGCUUUUGGAGUUUUCGUUUGGGCAAAAAAUCAAACAGGUUAUGUGCACACACCUGAGAUAUAUCAUUCCAUGAUUGAUGCAUUAGGGAAGUCUAGAAAGUUUAGUCUUAUGUGGAAUCUAGUUCAAGAAAUGGGUGGACUAAAUGGGUAUGUUUCAUUGGUUACAAUGAGGAUGGUAAUGCGGCGGCUCGUUAGAGAUGGCAAGUAUAAUGAUGCUAUUGAUGCAUUUAGAGGAUUGGAGAAAUUCGGUUUGAGUAAAAGCACAGAGGCAUUGAAUGUGCUAAUGGAUAUAUUGACUAAGAACGGUCGCGUUGAGGAUGCUCGUGCUGUGGCUUUAGAGUUUGAGGAUUGUAUAACUUUAGACGAUCGUAGUUUCAAUAUUUUGUUAUAUGGGUAUAGCAAAGCAAGGAUGUUUGGUGAUGCAAGAAAGACUCUAGAAGAAAUGGAGAAACGUGGUUUUCACCCUAAUGUUGUUUCAUACUCCUUUUUAAUUGAAGCAUAUGGUAAAGAGAGGGAUUUUCGAAAUGUUGAAAUUAUUUUAAAUGAGAUGCAAGAAAAGGGUUGCCCACCUGAUUUGAUUACAUAUUGUGUUUAUAUACGUGCUCUUGGGAAAGCGAGGCGACCAAAUGAAGCUUUGAAGGUCUGUGAGGAAAUAAAAAGAAAUGGUUUCGUGCUUAAUAGUCAAUUUUACAGUUUGUUAAUUCAUAACUUAUGUCUGUCUGGAAGGUUCAAGGAUGCUUGGAAUGCUUUUGAGGAAAUGGAAAAGCAAGGAGUUAGUCGGGAUUUGUGGACGUACAAAGUCAUGAUUUCUUCUGCAUGUGUACGUUUGCAGGAUGAGAAUGCUUUAAAGCUGCUCCGUAAAAUGGAGGAGGACUCAUGCCAACCAGAUGUCCAGACUUUUGCACCUCUAUUAAAGAUGGGUUGCAGGAAGAAGAGUAUGAAGUUGCUCAAAUUUCUAUUGAAUCAUAUGUUUGUGAACAAUGUCAGUACUGAUGUUUUUACUUACGACCUCUUGGUGCAUGGCCUGGGUAAGCAUGGGAAACUCAAAUAUGCUUGCUUCUUCUUUCAAGAAGCAGUUUUGAAGGGAAUGGUCCCUUGUGAUAAGACAUACAAGAUGUUGUUGGAGGAACUUGAGAGAAAGAAUAUGGCAGAAAUGAAGGGAAAGAUUGAGAAGUUGAUGUUGAGGGCGAAAGAGCGAAAUAGGGCUUAG